This is a messenger RNA of Leptopilina boulardi, 1045 nucleotides long. RefSeq lists its product as uncharacterized. NCBI's taxonomy places the organism in Eukaryota, Metazoa, Arthropoda, Insecta, Hymenoptera, Figitidae. The record is from RefSeq and is a predicted model, not a curated record. The coding region runs from base 321 to 1040 and encodes 239 amino acids. The transcript has 6 exons.
AACCUCUUUAACAUAUUUGUAAAUUAAUUUCAAAAACACUUUUUUUUUCCCUCUUAUCCCCCUAAUUCUUUAAAUGACAAUUAUUUUUAAUUGCUUUGGUAUAUAUAAAAAAAGACUUUCAAAAAUUUAUCGAUGUUUCGGAAAAGACUCAUAAAAAAUAUUGACGAUGACUCGUAAAGUGAUUUUCUUAACAAUUUUCUUGCUGUCAUAACAAACAGAUAAAAUUCCAACUACCUAAUGUCGGACAACAUCUAAGAUCUUUACUUAAAUGGAGAUACUCAAAAAGAACAAAGGCCAAGGAAGAAUUGACCAUUUUUACAAUGACGGAAGCCUCUUUUAUUAUUCCGGAAAUAACGAGGGAAAUUUUGGAGCGCGUUUUACUUGAAAUUGCCAAGUUGAAUGAUGAAGAAAACGAAAUCCAAUUUCAGACAACGGAUAAUCCAAUGAUGAAUUCACGAAGUAAACUUACUUUUGAAAAAUGGCGUUUCACAUCAGAAUUUAUUCCCUCCAUUGGUAACGAACCCUCCAUGUCAUCCACUUCAUCGUCCCUUCCUCGUCUGUCCACAAGUGAAACUCAAAUUGAACAUAGAUCUGAAGCGAGUGCGAUCAACGCCUCAUCAUCGAACCUAUCUGCUUUUCCAUCAAACACUUUUGAGAAUACUACUCCAGGUGUAAACCUCGGAAAUUUCAUCAGCGAUCCCAUCAUUUAUCAUUAUAAUGUCGAAUAUCUCCUAGCUAUCAAUUCUAUGGGAUACAACAUUUUACCUACAUUAUCACUGACAGGAGGACAAUUUGAUAGUAUGAGUGCCCCUUUGUAUCAAGUGAAUGAAUCUCAAACCGAAUCUUAUGGCGGAAGUUCCACAUCUGGCACUAUAUCGGAUGCCACUGAUGGAAGUGAACAAAGCAACAGCUACUCAGAAACUAUGGAAACCAUGGACUCAAUGAGUGAACAAGACCUGAAUCGGCAAUACUAUCAAGUGCUUCAUGCUAUCAUUAGAAAGCAAUUUGAUUUCCUCGAUGAUGAUUCUCCAAUAUACUAAUUAAA